Lachnellula hyalina is the source of this 2100-nucleotide messenger RNA. It is a transcript of the gene FUM16, whose product is annotated as Acyl-CoA synthetase. Gene Ontology annotation, cellular component: lipid droplet; endoplasmic reticulum; plasma membrane. Lineage: Eukaryota; Fungi; Ascomycota; Leotiomycetes; Helotiales; Lachnaceae. Gene Ontology annotation, biological process: long-chain fatty acid metabolic process; long-chain fatty-acyl-CoA metabolic process. The transcript has 7 exons. Gene Ontology annotation, molecular function: long-chain fatty acid-CoA ligase activity. The coding region runs from base 1 to 2100 and encodes 699 amino acids. The record is from RefSeq and is a predicted model, not a curated record.
AUGUCGUUAAAAACAGCAUACCUCGAGGCUCGGAUGACCCAGAAGCCACCUUUUUCCGUUGAGGUGGCUGGUUAUUCGCAGGUGCCUGGUGAAACUAUCCCACGUCGCAAUAUCCGUUCUCCAGACAAACUUGUGUCGGAACCCGAAGAAGGCAUCUCUACCGUUUUUGAAGUGGUGAAAUGCAGCGCUGAAAGAUUUGGAUCUCUCAAAGCUGUGGCUUCACGGAAGCUGAUCAAGAAGCACCAUGAAGUGAAAAAGGUCAAGAAACUCAUCGAUGGCAGGGUGCAGGAAGUCGAUAAGCAGUGGCUCUAUUUUGAGAUGAGUGGGUAUAGCUAUAUGAGCUUCAAGGAGUAUGAGACUUUGACGUUGCAGCUUGGGGCUGGGCUGCGAAAGCUGGGGCUCAAGACGCAGGAUCGAGUGCAUUUAUAUGCGGCAACUAGUGCGCACUGGCUGUCUCUUGCCCAUGGUGCCAUGUCACAGUCAAUGGCCAUCGUGACAGCUUACGAUACCCUUGGUGAAGAAGGCCUUCGAACCUCGCUCGUAGCAACUAGAGCUAAGGCCAUCUUCUUGGAGCCACACCUGCUCAAAAUCUUCAUCAAUACCUUAAACGACGCCAAAGAGAUUGAUUACAUAAUCUACAAUACAGAUGCCGAACAUGAGAUUGACCCCGCAGAUUUGGAAACACUGAAAAAGUCCUUCGGUCACCUGACUAUUCUGAGCUGGGACGAUUUGAGAGAAUUGGGAGAAACCAAUUUGGUGGAUCCUGUGCCCCCGAAGAAAGAUGAUCUGGCCUGCAUCAUGUAUACUUCCGGUUCAGGUGGGCCUCCAAAGGGUGUGGAGUUGACUCACAAGAAUGUCGUGGCUGCUGUCGCGGGAGCAACCAGCUCAGUCGGUGACUAUCUAGGCCCAGGUGAUUCUCUACUAGCCUACCUACCGCUGGCACACAUCUUUGAAUUCGUUUUCGAGAAUUCCUGUCUCUACUGGGGCGGAACAAUGGGCUACGGCUCACCCCGCACACUCUCAGAAGCCAAUAUGCGGAACUGUAAAGGCGACAUCCAGGAAUUCAAACCUACGCUUUUGGUGGGUAUCCCGGCUGUAUACGAGACGGUGAAAAAGGGAGUUAUUGCCAAUAUUGAAAAAGGAGGGCCAGUUCUGAAGACAUUAUUCUGGAGCGCGUAUUAUGCCAAGCAAUUUCUCAUGCAAAAUAACCUCCCUGGCUCAGGGAUUUUGGAUGCCGUAGUAUUCAACAAAGUGAAAGCCGCCACAGGGGGACGCCUACGUUUCUGUAUGAGCGGUGCUGCGCCUAUCGCGCGAGGCACGCAAGAGUUUAUCUCCUUGGCCAUUGCACCCAUGAUCAAUGGAUACGGUAUGACAGAGACAUCAGCGAUGGGUGCUCUAUGCAAUCCCGGUCACUGGACCCUCGACGCCCACGGCGACAUAGAAACUUGCAUCGAAGUAAAGCUCGUCGAUUACCCCAACGCAGGCUACUAUUCCACCAAUACCCCCAAACCACAAGGCGAGAUCUGGGUGCGCGGCGAGAGUAUCACGAAGGGGUAUUACGAGAAUCCCAAGUUAACAGCAGAAACCAUCACUCCCGAUGGCUGGUUCCAGACGGGGGAUAUAGGAGAAUGGGAUGCGAAUGGCCAUCUGAAGGUUAUCGACCGGAAGAAGAAUUUGGUCAAGACGUUGAACGGGGAGUAUAUUGCUUUAGAGAAGCUGGAAUCAAUAUACCGCUCCGCCACCACAGUAGCAAACAUCUGCAUCUACGCUUCCACUGGGGAAACCCACCCCAUCGCCAUCAUCGUCCCCGCGGAACCCGCGCUCAAAGCCCUCGCCACCUCGAUCGGUGUCUCUGGCCACGGCAUCGGCGACCUAGUCCACGACCCGAAAAUACAAGCAGAAGUACUGAAACAGUUGCAAACUGUAGGCCGCAAAGCGGGCUUAGCUAGUAUCGAAAUAAUUGCCGGCGUCGUGUUGGCGGACGAGGAGUGGACCCCGCAUAAUGGACUUGUUACUGCGACGAGUAAGUUGAAUCGGAAGUUGUUGGUUGACACGUAUAAGCAGGGGAUUGAGGAGGCGUAUAAGAAGGCGAAGAAAUGA